Molecule: messenger RNA, 2007 nt
Organism: Chaetomium globosum CBS 148.51
Lineage: Eukaryota; Fungi; Ascomycota; Sordariomycetes; Sordariales; Chaetomiaceae
Exons: 3
Coding region: 1-2007 (668 amino acids)
Biological process (GO): regulation of transcription by RNA polymerase II
Cellular component (GO): mediator complex
Molecular function (GO): transcription coregulator activity
Source: RefSeq, a predicted model, not a curated record
AUGCGUCUCGUCGAGUCGACGAGCGCCGCCGAGUCCAAAGUCUUCAUCCCGUCACGCAUAAUGCCUCCCACCGACUCCUCCGAGCUCGGUGAUAUGAGUCCCCACCCCUCGAUCCAUCCGCUGAGCAUUGAGGCCGACGUCCCGUUACCUCUGCCCCAACGGCCCCCACCCUUUGUCGCCAGUGUGCCACGCCGCGAGAUGCCACCCCCGGCAACUGCCAACCCCCCCAAGAAAGAUAAUCGCCCGAAACCGUACACGGUAGAGCCGCCGGCUGCUGCCCCGCGGUAUGCGAUACACACCGAUGCCCAGGUGAAGGCGGGCGGAUCGGCGCCAAAGAUCGGAUACGCAGACUUCUUCCCUUGGACGGGGAAUCAUCCCGAAGACCAGUUUUCCGACGAUGUGAUCCGAAAUGGAUAUUAUAAUAAGGCCUUGUAUACCCCGGCAGAAACACAGUCGGCCAAAAACAUACUGUUUCCGGCCUUGAAACACAAGACUGGCCUCACUGCGCUGUCAUCCGUCUUUACCGCCGUGUUGGGGCAGAGGAGGCACAAUGGGCAGAUCACGGCUCCGUCGACCUUCAAACCCCCACCCCGAGUUACCCUCACCGACACCAAACGGGAGUCCUGGUUGAAGGAUCUCGCGAACCCCGCCAUUUCGCUCCGACGGCUCAGCCGAACGAUACCCCAUGGCAUCCGCGGCAAGAUCCUCCUCGAGCAAUGCCUGAACAAACGUGUGCCGACCGACCGAGCAGUCUGGCUGAUCAAAACGCGACUGGCGGCACAUUUGUACGCCGAGUAUUUACUCGACCGCGAGCAUUUCUCGGAAUGGCUUGUCUCCAACCUCGAAAACAGCUCGGACGCUAAACUUCCCAUGUGGAUGCUCAUCACACAAUUAUACUGGAAGGACCUGCUCAAGAUGAGGAGGUACGGCCGCAGGCUGGUUACCGCUCUUAUCAGCCACCAUCACCUAAUAUAUAACCACCCCGACAAAGACAUUUUACACCCACUCCUGGAAAGCCUAACCCAGUGCCUGAAUACAUUAAUAUUGAGCAGCCCUGAGAAUUUUGUAUCUCCAUCCACUUGGUCCAAGUAUAGAGAUGCUCUAAAAGCGUGCCUCCCCGCUGGCGACCAGGCGAGACACAACUCCUUCGGCGCGAUAAAUCUCCGAAACGAACAGCUCGCCGCAGCCGCCAACAGGUCGCAACCGGCUGCCCGGCAUAUCCUAGUACGGAUGCUCGACGGGACCCUCCAGAACCCCAUGUCGAACGAGCUGCCGGCCCAGUGCUGGGGAAUCUCCAAGGACAAGGACGCUCUGGCGAGAGCUUUGCUGGAGUGGUGCACCUCUCUGUACCGCCCUGGUCUGGCAAAAAUCUACGUCACGAGCCGGAUACUGCAGCAUUGGAGCACGCUGGGCUUGGACUCGACGGCGACCGUGCUGGACUUUCUCGAGGCCGAUGCUUGUGAAGAGAAGGAGCACAAGUCGGCGUUUUAUCACGUCGUCUGCGAGCUUGUCCGAUCAGAGAUCUUCUCGGUCCCUCGCUAUAUCCAAUGGCUCAUGGCGCGUGGGGGGACAAGAAAUCCCGAGCUUGUCUCGAGAGACGGGCCGGCACCGACUCGUUUGCUCGUCGAGGUCCCAACACACGCUCUCGCGCCAUCUCAGCGGGACCUCCGGGGCGAGAUGCUCCGGCGCGCCUCCUUUAGUGUGGCAGACGCGGCAGCCGAUGUGGAGUUGGCGCUCAAGCACCUGAAACACACGCUGGGGAUGUCGACGGACCCAACGGAUCUGAAGCCGUUGUCACUCAGCAAGUUCACCAAGAAAAUCGCAUCUGCAGACCGAGCGCUCAAGGCCGAGCUCGGUUGGUGGCUCCGGGCCAACUUCGCUGCCCACGCCGAGGAGAGGGAGAGAGAGGGUAACCAGGCGCCGGAAAUAUCGCCCGCCCUUUUCUACGCUGUUCGAUCCGUGCUAGAGGCAGCCGAAGACUUCUCCAUGAUUUGGCGAUAUCUUUGA